Molecule: messenger RNA, 4564 nt
Organism: Anopheles moucheti
Lineage: Eukaryota; Metazoa; Arthropoda; Insecta; Diptera; Culicidae
Gene: sgg
Product: protein kinase shaggy
Exons: 9
Coding region: 282-2804 (840 amino acids)
Biological process (GO): signal transduction; protein phosphorylation; negative regulation of canonical Wnt signaling pathway
Cellular component (GO): nucleus; cytosol; axon
Molecular function (GO): protein serine/threonine kinase activity; ATP binding
Source: RefSeq, a predicted model, not a curated record
GCGCGGUCUCUACCCUUUACGCAAAAACGGAGCCGCACGGAGGAAACAGUGAAACAGCUUUGACCAGCAGAUCCCCCGUAGCAAGUGUCCGGGUUUUGCAUGUGUUUCGUUUCCUAUCUUCCUUCACAAGCGUGUGUUUGGCUACUCUAAUCUACAGACAAUAUACACAAUACAAAGCACAAGUGAUAGCUUCCUUUUGCGCAACGAAAAGCUCAAACGGAAGAGUACGCGCGCGCGUACAGCGUUCCAAAUCGGUGCCAUAAUUUUCUGCCCGAAACAAGAUGGCAGCACUAGCGACUACGGCGGUACGGGAGAUGACUGAUAGUGUAAGUGAACGGUCUGGAACGGCCAGGUCAUCAUCAGCAUCAUCAUCGGCAGCGCCGAUAAUCACCCUAUCGGGCGUGUUUCGAAGACGCAUCGAGAACCUCAAGCACAACAGUGAGUGCGAAAAUGAUGAGCAGCGCCACAACCAGACAUUGCCCUCCUUUGCCGACGCCAAGAUGGCCGCAUCCGACUCCGGUGUGUUCCUCUCGAUGCAGGACAUCGAUCGAGAUCUGCCGGGUAGUGGUGCCGGUAGUGUUAUUGGUACGUCACGGUUGCUCUCCAACGGUGGUGGCAGCUCCGGAGCUCGCACCAAGGAGCCUACACCGCGGCUAGAUCGCGAUCGCAGCACGACAGUGGAAAGCAACGUCGCAAGCAACGCGGGCGUAUUGCAGCGAAAGGUCGUCCGGGAAGAGGAAGACGACCGCACCAGGGAUGGGAAUGAUAACGGUGUAGAUAACGACGAUGAGGAAGUGGGCAUAACGCUGCGGCUGGGAAAGAAGAAACCCGAACUGAGACUGAUGAAGGAUCGUACCUGUCAGAGUUUGCCGGACGUCAACAGUCCGCGCCCGAAAGCGCUGCCGAAGGUAGUGACCGCCUGUGAUAGUACGGAUACGGAUGGGUUCGGUGAGCCCGACGACGACGACAACGACAACGACGAUCAACCCUCCGCUCGGGUGCGACCUAGUGAUACGGGUGGCACAUCCACAAUGGCCGCAAUAGUGGAGCAACCGACCGGCAGCAGUGGAAGUGGCGAGGAAGAAAGUGUCACUGCCGCAACUGCCGUCCCGGCACCGAGCAAUCCACUGGCGAAGCCAGCAGUGCCUGUUGUGCCGGGGCCGCCAAUAUCCGACCCGAACGUACUGCAAGUGUUCGCCAUCGAUCCCAAGCUGAUCAACAAAUACGACGGUUUGGAGCAAACGCUUUACUACAUCGAUGAAAACGGCAGUCCCAAGAUCCGCGAGAAGUACGCACUCCAGCGACAGUUGGCCGAAGAGAAGCGGCAACGAAAGCAGCAGAAAAAGCUCGAGCGGGCAGCCAAGUACGGAAGUUCGCUCGACGGGGAACCGCCGGUGCAGUGUUCCUGCUUUAGCUUCAGUCGACUUUCCCGCAAGCUCAAGGAGAUGUGUAAGGACGGUUCCAAAGUGACGACGGUUGUAGCUACACCCGGACAAGGCCCAGAUAGACCACAGGAAGUAUCAUACACAGAUACGAAGAUAAUUGGCAAUGGAAGCUUCGGUGUCGUCUUCCAGGCGAAACUCUGUGAUACGGGCGAGCUAGUCGCCAUCAAGAAGGUGUUACAGGACAAACGAUUUAAGAACCGUGAACUACAGAUCAUGCGACGACUAGAACACUGUAACAUCGUUAAGCUAAAGUACUUCUUCUACUCCAGUGGCGAAAAGAAAGACGAGGUUUAUCUGAACUUAGUGCUCGAAUAUAUACCAGAAACGGUUUAUAAAGUCGCCCGUCACUAUGCUAAGAACAAAUUAACGAUACCCAUCAACUAUAUCCGAAUUUACAUGUAUCAAUUAUUCAGAAGUCUUGCUUACAUCCAUUCGCUCGGUAUCUGCCAUCGUGACAUCAAACCACAGAACCUGCUGCUGAAUCCAGAGACGGCGGUCCUGAAGUUGUGCGACUUUGGUAGCGCCAAGCAGCUGCUGGACGGCGAGCCCAACGUGUCGUACAUUUGUUCCAGAUAUUACCGAGCUCCGGAAUUGAUAUUCGGGGCCAUCAACUACACCACCAAGAUUGACGUUUGGAGUGCAGGAUGCGUGCUAGCAGAGCUGCUGCUCGGGCAACCCAUCUUCCCGGGUGAUUCAGGUGUCGAUCAGCUGGUAGAAAUCAUCAAGGUUCUUGGCACGCCGACACGAGAACAGAUCAAAGAAAUGAAUCCCAACUACACGGAAUUCAAAUUCCCGCAGAUCAAAAGUCAUCCAUGGCAAAAGGUAUUCCGGACACGCACUCCACCGGAAGCGAUCGCACUGGUGUCCCGCCUGCUUGAGUACACGCCGGGCACGAGAAUCACACCGAUGCAAGCUUGCGCUCAUCCGUUCUUCAACGAGCUGCGGGAAGGCAGCAAGUACCUACCGAAUGGUCGCGAGUUUCCACCAUUAUUCAACUUCACCGAGCAAGAGCUUGCCAUUCAGCCGAGCCUGAACCUAAUUCUGAGGCCCAGAAACCAAAACGAGGCAGCAUCAAAGGCUGGACAGUCGUCCAGUGGCUCCAUGGAAGGUGGCAGCGGUAGUAGUGGCAAUGGUGGUGCCGGUGUUGGCAGCUCAUCCGGCAGUGGUGGUGUCAGUGGCAGUGGCGGUGGUGCCGGUGCCAGCAGCACUAGCGAUCCGACCAACCUGGCACAGCAAUCUUGCAGUGGUGCAGCUGGCGGUGCCAGUGGUAGCGGUGUCGGAUCGGACGACAUGACUACCGCUAGUGGAGGCGAUGCGGGCACUUGCCAGCCAUCGGCUGCCACCUCCUCGAUGGGUUAGCUUUAAUUGUUCUAGUUCCGGCAACAGCCAGCAUACAAGCAAGCAAGCAGAAUAUGUUAUGAAAACGGCAAUCGCCUUCCACGCGAAAUGGGACAACAAAAUUGAAAUCAAAGCAUAUUAGAGUUCUUGCGGCGAAGGACCGGUGCAAACGCACACCGUCGCCGCCCACGGUACAGAAGAAGCGAGCUAUAUGUGUACAGUGUCUGCACGCAAGGCAAUAGGCAAUAGGGCACGCAAAAUCAAUGAAAAGUAAACGAAAAUUUAAUAAUAGCAAAUAAAUUCGUGAGCGUGUAUUAGCAGUUGCUAGGAAUGGUAUGAAUGGCACAGGCAUCAAGAAUUAGGUGUCUGCUGUAUAACAUGUCGAACACAUAGCACUAGUGCUGAAAUAACCGAUGGCAGGUGAGGCAGAAGAAAAAGGAUACCGCUGAACACGGAGAACACAUGGGCGAAGAUUAAUUUUAAUUAUUAAAAAAUUAAAUUAAAAUUAAUUAAUUAAAAUUAAUUUUAAUUAUUAUUUAAUGGAUCGCCCAGGAUAUGGUAUACAGUAAUGUAUCGUGUGUAAAGUUGAAGAAAAGAAAAACAAACAACUUAGCGCAGCGCAGUAUGUAAUGCUCGGAGUGGUCCAAACAACAGCUGGAAGAGGUAGUCAAUCUGUUAAGAUCGUUUGUUCGUUUCAAAUUGUUUUUUUUUUACUUUACAUCAGUCAUGUUUUGGACGAAAAGCGUGCGUUUUGUUUUUUUUUGUUUUAGCCAGUAGAAGCAGUAGAAAGGCCCUUGUACGAAUGCAACAUCUUGAGCAUCGUCUCGUUUGUGUGUGGUUACUGUAAGUAACAGAAUUACCUCUGUUCUAUGAAAUGUAAGGCACACACACACACACAUCCAUAUCCGUUUACGUGGAACACAAAUUUUAAAUUCACAAUCACGAAGACUACUCUACGAAAGAAGAAACCAUCUGCAACAAAGUGAAUAAAAUUUGUUGAGCACACAUGUACACUAUAACCCAAAUCAAAAAUAACACGAACAAGAGAAAAGGUUUGACUAGCUUGCAAAAAGAAUGCAGAUGUUUAGAACCAUCCUCCUGUUCGUGCUGGUGUAAUCCUCAUUUGCGGCACCACUCAACUAAGUUCUGCCUAGUGUGGCUUGCCACAAGCAGAGAUCAAUUCCUCUUGGCUUGUGGAGAGUUGAACCGAAUGCUUGACACGGUAUUGGAUGGAUUCGCCCAAUCUUUAUCUAUUGGAGCGGUUUCAGUAAACCAAUAAAGUCCCCGGAAAUUGCCCAAUCGCACAUAACAGAAGAAAAACACGAAUGGGAGACAAAAUAUUUUAAUCAGAAGUUAACGAUAAAAAUGUUUAUCACCAGGCAACGCCGGGUGGUAUCUUGCACGGGGUUAAAGGUUUUGUUUUCUUUUCUGUUCUUUUUUCUCCAUUUGCGUGUUGACGAUAUAUUUAAUUUCUAGACGAUUAUCUCCAAGUAACAGCCGCAACGGAAUGAAAUUGUAUGAAAGCAGAAAGUUAAUGUUGUGAUUGGACCAAGCAAGUCCAGUGAAGCAGAGUGUAAAACGUAAUAAAAAGCAACACAAGAAUACGAUAAGUGCGAGACACAACCUCUAAACAUAUAAUAAGCCAAUAAUCUAAACCCAGGGCAUUGGUAAGCCAAUGUGCGGGGAGCGCCAGUUAGAAAAAUAGACAAAUAUAGCGAAAAUCCUAAAAAGAAACAACCAACAGAGGGGAGAAUAUAAUCGUAUCAGCGUGGCAUAUUUGA